This is a messenger RNA of Salarias fasciatus (jewelled blenny), 2822 nucleotides long. RefSeq names its product trypsin like peroxisomal matrix peptidase 1 (gene tysnd1). NCBI's taxonomy places the organism in Eukaryota, Metazoa, Chordata, Actinopteri, Blenniiformes, Blenniidae. Bases 125 to 1720 code for a protein of 531 amino acids. Gene Ontology annotation, cellular component: peroxisome. Gene Ontology annotation, molecular function: serine-type endopeptidase activity. The record is from RefSeq and is a predicted model, not a curated record. The transcript has 4 exons. Gene Ontology annotation, biological process: protein processing; regulation of fatty acid beta-oxidation.
UUGAUGAGAAAACAUGUUGGAUACUGUCAUUUACACGUGUGGAGACUUUUCUUGACAAGCUGUAAAUGUUUUUGUCGAACUUUUUCUUUUAAGCGAUCCUCUGUUACGGUGGCACGAGAGCAUCAUGGAGCUGAAGGAGGUGGAGAGAUGUUGCUGUGUUGUCAAAGUGUCAGAGGCUGUUUCCGCAAAGAAAUCCGCGAGUUGCAGCGGUGUUGUCGUCCAUCCUCAAACUGGAACUAUUAUUUGCACUGGCCUCCCAUUUUCACGGUUCCUCGCUGACAAAGGUUUGCUGUCUUCUUUUUCGGACGACCGCUUCUUCCUGCCCCCGCGCAGCUUCACCGACAAUCUUCAAAUCCGCGUCAACUUUGCUGCCCGGCGAGGUCUGGACUCGGACCAGAGCCCACCCAGGAGCAGAACACCGCUGCUGCAGGGAGCUGCGGCCGAGCUGCUGAUGCUGGUGAACUGUGUGGACUUCAAACGGGCUUUCCAGACACUUUUCCAAGGGGUGGACCAGUGGCGUUUCCAUGGCGACGAGACUGAAGAUGAGGAGCUGAUCAGAGAUGCUCAGCUCCUCAGCUGGUUCGCUGUGCUCAGGACAGGUGUGGAGGCCCCCAGCCUGCAGGGGUCAGAGGGCAUCCCCAGGCAGAGCAGCUCAGCUCUGCAGAAAGGCUGCCCGGUGGUUGCCUGCGGGUCACCGUUCGGUUCUGUCUGCCUGGACCUCUUCAUCAGCACCCUCAGCAGGGGCAUCGUCAGCAACCUCGCCGGUGAGGACAACGCUGUCAUCCUGACAGAUGCCCGCUGCUUGCCAGGCACUGAAGGCGGAGGGCUGUUUGCAGUGGAUGAUGCAUCAGAGAGGGUGCGUCUCAUUGGGAUCAUCGUGUCUCCGUUUGGCUGGAAGGCCAGCGAGUGGAUCGGCCUCACUCUGGUGUGCUCCGUCCAAGCCAUCUUUAAAACUGUCAUCAACUGUCUGAGCGGUGAAGAUCCACUUAGAGACACGUGGCAGCAUCCGGGGGAAGCAAACCUCUGCAUGUCCACCGCAGCUCAUGGGUCAGAGGCUUAUAGAUACCCCACUGUGUGCUUUGUGGACAGCGGGCAGUUCUGGGGCUCAGGUGUUGCUGUCACCUCUCGGCUGGUUGUAACCUGCCGGCAUGUUGCCAAUGGAAAGUCAACACUCACCCUGAAGUUUCAUCACAAGGACAGGGUCCGUCACAUUGUGGGUGAUGUGGUGUUUUCCACUAAAGCGUCUUCGCCUUAUGACUUGGCUUUAGUAGAGAUGCGAGUCCCAUUCCCAGAAGCCGUGGCCCCUCGGAUGGCCAAGAGUUUUACUCCAGGUCAGCCAGUUGUCGUGGUGGGAUACGGCGGUUUGGGCCGGAGGUGUGGCCCAUCCCUGACCAGCGGCGUCCUCUCCAAGGCCAUCAUCUUGGAUUCACAACCCGUCAUGCUCCAGACUACCUGUGCAGUACAGGCAGGGGCCAGCGGGGGCGCCGUGGUUGAGAAACACUCAGGAGAGCUGCUUGGUAUUGUCUCCAGCAACGCCAGGGACUUGGCCACUGAGGUGACCUACCCACACCUCAACUUUUGCAUCCCAGUGACUGUUUUUCAGAAUCUGCUGCAGGAUUUUCGUCAGACAGGAGAUGUCAGUGUGUUCGGGGUGCUGGACAGCGCUGAAAACCAAGUCAGAAGUGUGUGGAGACUCCAAGGUGCUCAGAGCAAACUGUAAUCGAGGGUGAUUGCACUUUGAGAUGUAACAGAUAUCAAUCUGAUGUUUAAUCAUUGCAUUUUGUGGCCUAAUUCACUUUACACAAUCAAACUGACACUGUGUGAAUUUGUUAAAUGUGAAAUUAUAUUUCCCAAUAUUUGUAUUGAUUUCUUCUUGAAAACAGUCACAACACUGAAUGUGUAAAAGCAACUAAACCACAAUUAAUUCUCAGUAUGUGAAAGCAUUUCAUCUUAACAAAGUCAGCUUUUAAACAAUACUAUUAUUGAUUCAUUGCACUAUAACGUAAUUACAAGCCUUCACUCUGGCAUUCAUUCCCUCCUGGGUGUAUGGUAUGUUCGUCACAUCACUGCAGCUGCAUAAAAUAAUAUUGAUUGUCCACUCGCUCGACAGCAUUCAAUGGUUUCCAGCUUUGAAGAAAACCUAAUUUCACAUUUUCACCGAAAAGACAUCUUUUCUGAAAGCGCAGCCUCAGAUUUUCCCGGUAUACUGUAUAUGACUUGUUUGUGCCAAACAGCAGGAAUAUUCAGCAUAAUGAGCUGACAGGCGGCUGAAAAUGAUUGGUCCCUUUGGGUAGCCAGCGGACUGCUGUCGGUAUCAGGUAUUCAAACAUCUGUUGGAAGGCAUACCCACUCACAGCUCACACAUUUGAGGUUUCACCCACUGGGACAUUACUGGUACUGAUUUCCAUUAUCACAGAAAUGCGAAACUGAGAAAUGACAUUUCAGAGGAUUGGUUACUGUCAUUUUUCACAAUGCGAGGACAAGCUUUCCCAGCCCGAGCUCCCGAGGACGUGCCGGCGCUGUGGCACGCCGAACGUUUUCUGUUUCGCUGUCGCCAGCCUCUAUGGUUCACAGCCAGCGGCUCGAGCAGAGUCCCGAGGAGCCCGAGGAGAGACGUUUCUAUAGGCAUUGUGCUGUUAGAAGUGCUGAUAUGCAGAGCCGGGUCUGUAUCUCAUUUCUGCCGGUUUCCCAUAGCUAUAAGGUACACUUCACUUCAGAAUGAGGUAAGGCAAGAGGAGAGGGGAGCGAACAAUAAGAUCUCCUCCUCUGGGAAUAGCUCACUCACAGAGGAAGACUUGUGUCUUUGAAAUAGUGGGGUUUUU